AUGCAGGAGGAACGCAUAAUCGUUACUGUAGCUUCCGUCUGUUCGAUUUUGGCCAUCGGAGUUUCUGUAAUUGGGCUGUCGUCGCUGUACAAUGAGAUCAAUGAAGUUCACGAUCAGGUUAUCGACGCAGUAGCUGUAUUUCGUGUUGAGACCGACUCCGCAUGGACUGACAUUAUGGAUGCACAAAUCACCGUCACACCACCGUCGAAACCACGAGUGAAUCCAUUCAGCUCGGUAUUCCGGCAAAAAAGGCAGGAUUUCUCCGGUCUUCCUUCGUAUUGCCAAUGUGUGCCAAAACGCCCAGUCUGUCCACCUGGACCUGCUGGGCCUCCGGGACCGCCAGGCUCUAAUGGAAUGCCCGGACCACCUGGUAGUCCUGGCCCGGACAACACACAGGUAUUCAAUCCGAUCAACUGUGGUUCAGUCGGCAAUGACUGCGUCAUAUGUCCUCCAGGAGCAGUGGGACAGCCCGGUCCGCCUGGAGCUCCCGGUUCUCCAGGACCAAACGGACAACCUGGGGGUGCGGGCCAACGCUCGAACGAUGGACCGCGAGGACCUCCGGGGCCACCAGGAGACGCAGGUUCUCCUGGACGUCCAGGUGGUCCAGGAAAUCCUGGACAACCUGGACGCGAUGGAUCACGUGGCGGACAAGGGCAGCCGGGACCGAAAGGACCUAAUGGUCAGCCAGGAACGCAAGGUAAGCCGGGUGGACCUGGCCAGCCUGGAAACCCCGGCUCACAGGGACCUCCUGGGCCCAUGGGUGGUCCAGGAGUACCCGGAAGACCUGGAAGUCCUGGGAAUCCCGGCGGCGGCGGCAAUCCUUCACCACCGGGUAACGAUGCAGCCUACUGCCCUUGCCCAGCGCGUAGUAUUCUGGCUAAACGUUCUUAA
Necator americanus (New World hookworm) is the source of this 891-nucleotide messenger RNA. RefSeq lists its product as uncharacterized. Bases 1 to 891 code for a protein of 296 amino acids. Gene Ontology annotation, molecular function: structural constituent of cuticle. The record is from RefSeq and is a predicted model, not a curated record. The transcript is spliced from 3 exons. Lineage: Eukaryota; Metazoa; Nematoda; Chromadorea; Rhabditida; Ancylostomatidae.